Gloeophyllum trabeum ATCC 11539 is the source of this 4168-nucleotide messenger RNA. RefSeq lists its product as uncharacterized. The transcript has 16 exons. The record is from RefSeq and is a predicted model, not a curated record. NCBI's taxonomy places the organism in Eukaryota, Fungi, Basidiomycota, Agaricomycetes, Gloeophyllales, Gloeophyllaceae. Gene Ontology annotation, biological process: regulation of DNA-templated transcription; protein K11-linked ubiquitination; positive regulation of mitotic metaphase/anaphase transition. Gene Ontology annotation, molecular function: DNA-binding transcription factor activity. Gene Ontology annotation, cellular component: nuclear periphery; anaphase-promoting complex. Bases 81 to 3875 code for a protein of 1264 amino acids.
CUCUACUCGUGCAAAUCCCUGCUUUCUCGGCCACUGAACUUUCUGGAUCCCCAGCAAAUCUAUUCUUAUUUGCAUUCGACAUGGAUGCAAGUAUCUCACCUGUGACCAUCUUACGGCUAUCCUCCCCGUCCCGCAUCCUUUCAUCCUCCUGCUGUCCUGACAAAGACCUCGUGCUGCUGAUUUCAAGGCAUGUCAAUAAGGAUAUCAUUAGCUUGUGGAAGAUUCAGGGUGCAAAAAGAUGGGAACUCGAAGUGGAUAUGGGACACAGGGUCGACCAAGUUAUGGAUAUCGCAUGGGCGCCUGACGGUCAGACGAUUGCCCUUGCCCAUAAUCCUCCACGAAUUACCAUUCACUCGAUCCAUGAUGGUCACCUCGAGCGAUCCUUCCCAGUACAUAUCUCUGGUCUGCUAGCUCCGUACUCUUUCCAGCUACUGAGGAUUUGGUGGUUCGGGAAAGAACCGGUGGUCGAGACAAAAGGACCCAUACCAGAUAUAUUCAAGAGAGACGGCGUUAUUACAGGAUCGUCCCAAUCAGUGUUAAAGAUGUUUCCACUCCUUGAUCCUCCUCAGGAUGAUGGCGCCUUGCGUACAGCAAACCCGUUUCUGUUUCAAACCGGGCCCGCUCGUACCGAGCUGAAAUCCACACUUCCCGAAACCAUUUCAUCCUGGCCGACGUUACCAUCCAGCCUUUCACUAGCUUCUAUCCAGUCCGCUGCAAAAGCUGGUCCUCAAUCGUCCAGACCCGGGGAAGAAUUAGACGAAGUUGACCACGCUAACAUUGACAGCAUCCUUGCUGUCGCGAACGACGUAGGACAUAUUCACUAUUAUCUGGAUGCAGCCUAUCCUCUGGGUCAUGUAUCAAUGGGCGGGGACUUUUCUGUCGUGUCACUAGAGCAAGGUCAUCAAAGGUCUACAUUCUUUGCUCAUCUUGAGACUCGUCGUCGAGAUGUUGGCCCAAUAACCCGCCUCCGGCCGACGGUGGUCGAUUUGCCUUUGCUAGAAACUCGUCAUCCUCGUGACAUUGCCAGUGCAUCUUCUGCAGCACGAGAGUUGGUCUGGUAUGCCAAGUGUGCUGUGAAGGAGAUGCGGGAAUCCUGGUUUGGCUCAGAUGCUCAUGCCGGAGCCCGAGAAUUAGGCCCAAAGUGGAUAAGAGCCCUCGAGAGCAGACAGAAGGAACAAUUUGGCCAAGACGAGCCUAAUGCUAUACUGGAUCUCACAGCCCUCCUUGCUACAGGCAGGCCUUCAGAGGCCUUGGCCGACUUUCUGGGUAGUAAUGAACAAAUGAGCGACAGAGGUAUGCAGAAGUGGGAGUCUACCGUUGUUGACUCCUUCACCAAAUUACGCGACUUCUCUGAAAAAAGGCUCGCUCCUGCAUGCCAGCGGCUGCAUCUGGUAUUGGAAGAGGUUCAUGGCUGGUCUCUACUGCCUCAGCAGUACGGAUUAUUUGGUUUCAAGACGUCAGACGUCGAGGCUAUCCUCGACCUGACCGCUCGGGCAAUUAUCAGUAGCGCUUGGUUGACUGCCACGGCCCGAAGAGAAGUCCGCCGCUUUAAAGAGUUUAUUGCGUGGAUCAGACAUGAAAACAACCAUAUCAAUCAGAGCGGCGAUUCAGCCCCACCACCUCGGCAUGAUUUCCUCGAGGUGAACAACUACCUAAUGUCAGGCCUCGUUGUGAGUCCUAUCGACAAGUGGUUUAUGGGGCCCGUGCCGCAAUUUUCUUCCCAAGACUUAGGCAUUGCGCCUGGAAGCCAUGACCUGGAAGAGGUUAUGGAGAGAGCCCGGCGAGUGAUAGAUGAUCCCGGCCAGGUGGCUUGGAAGCAGGGCAUGAAAUAUAAAGAUCUCUCACACCUAGAUAGGAAUCUUGAUUCUUUAGUGGAGGAUCUGUCGGUACGCUGUCAGCGGCUGUUCUGGCGUGCUGCGUAUGCAACAGGCCAGUCUGCAACCAUUUCACAUAGCCUAAAUUCAUCGAGUAGAGAGGAUGUGCGAACGACACUCCCUAAAGUGGUGCACAUGCGGGAGCGUACAAUUCGGCGCAGGGAAAAGGGGGGCGGCUUUCUUCACUACGUGGCCAUGCAAACCCCUCCUAUCGCCGACACGAGCUUCUUGUUUCUAGCCCGAACACACUACAAGCACGAUGUCUCAGAGACAGCUCUCCACGUCGAGGUUGCUAUGUUGGAGUGCUUAGUUCCGGGAGAAGGUCAAAGCCAAGAUGAAGGGGCGAUGCGGGGAACCGUGUUGGACUUCGAGUUUUUUGACGAAGAAGAUCUUGUAGUGGUAUAUCGCCACGGUUCUUUGGAUACGGCUGUUAUCUCGUUGGUAAACUACAGCGGGGUAGAUUAUCAAGACCUAAAGCCCGAUGGAUACGUAAAUGCCCCACUCCGGGAAGAUCUGAUGGUAGAUGCCCUGCAGCAGUGGAGAGACAAACAGCUCCGUUCAGUGCCCAUGCCGAUCAAGCGAUGCCGUGCACUGGCGGGGUGCAAACAAGGAAAGAUAUCCCUUGCAAUGCCCAAGUCUACCAGCUCUCCGCCUAGUUCCUCUCAACUGAAGACCUCACUGGAGGACGGUGACACAGGUCCACGCUUGUCGGACGUCGCGCUCAGAAAGAAGAAAAAUGCCGAUGCACAGGCAGCAUUCAGAGCUCGACGCGCCAACUACAUAGCUACACUUGAGGAAACAGUCACUAGCCUAGAGUCGGUAGUCCUCCAACUUCAAGACUCAUGCCGGGAGGCCCGAGCGGAAGUCAGUGAGCUUAGGCAUGAAAACUCCCGCCUCCGCCAUGAAGUACGGGAGCGCGAUAAAUUUUGGAGGGCUCUGUGGCAGAGCAAGCGAGCGGGGCAGGGUCCUGACUCGCUCCCAGAGGAGCUGCCACCUCUCUCCUCUGGGUUUCCUGUGCCUUUCCCCUCGUCAAAUACUGCUGGUCCGCACAUAAACCCGACAACGCAUAUGUCUCAGUAUGGCGAAGAACAUGUACAUUACUCCAACGAGGAUCCGUCCAUGUCUGGCGGUUCUUACCAGGGGUACGGUGAACAAUCCUCCGGACUCAUGUACCCUGGGACGGACGGUGACAACGCCUCAAACGGAUGCCGGACGUCGAAGUAUGGUUCGUACUACGGAGUGACACGGAAUGGCUCCUGGCCUCAGGCCGUGUCUCAAGCUUCUUCGUCAGGAGGUGACUCGGAGUCGCCCACUCUCACUUCCUCGGGCAUAUCCUAUUCAUCCCGUUUCCCGGGUGUUGAAGACCAAAAAGUUCCUCUCAGCGCUCUAGAUGCCGCGCCAUACGUUUUCUCGGCUAGUCCAACCCAUUCCCCUACCGCAACGACCCCUCCUCUCUCUUCUUUCCAGUACAACCUUUCCAACGAUGUCGUCGCUCAGGAGCGAGGAGAGUAUGAUUAUAGGAGACAGACAAUUGGCCAUGGGCCGGAAGUCACUUUACACGGUGGCACGGCCGACAUAUCUCUCUCAAGCAACAAUAGUGUUCGGUACAGACUGGGUGCCCGUCGUGCAAACUCUGGGCCCGAACGCCCUCUAGUUGCUCCGACACCGCAGCUACCAAAUCAUCAUCACCAUGACGCUUAUCGCGAGCGAGGCAGCAGUGAUGGAGACGCAGAUCCUUACCAAACUCUCCGUGCUCGCCGUAGCGGUACGCUCUCUAGGGCAUCACGCUCUCCCUCACCGGGCACUCCUCCCAUAUCCGGCACUCUGGCAGUUAUCAAGGCCCAGGCGUUCGGUGCGCUCCGAAGGACCAGGACUCGGUCAAAGAAGACUACGGAGACUGCUUCAAAGGUUGCCAUGGUCUUGGAAGCUCGCGGAAUUGGUAUGGGCCUUGGUACGGGUUCCAAACGCCCACGGCUACAUAGUGACGAUGAGGACGCCUAAUGAACACAUUUGUUGACACGCAGACUCUGCACGCCCUAGAGUAGUCGUAUGUAUAUUUCAUGCUCUGAUUCCUCAUUUAUUUUGCAAGGGGACUUGGUUUCGUGUACCCGCUAUGGAAUCUUUUUUUCUGCUGCGUCUUGCUGCUGUGUUUAUAGUCGAUGUAUUAAUACUACUUGUAACAUACUAUCCUCGCUUUGUUGUACCUCAUUGUACCUGUGCACGCCCACGAGGGGCGUCGACGGAGUAGUAGAAAGACGGUCACCGGUCAUGUACAGAACAUAUUUUACUGCUGG